AUGUCAGCCGUCGAGCGACAAGCUUUCCUCGAAGAGGUCAACUCAAUAGAUGACAAAGAUAUUUUGAGACGUAUGCUGAUCGAAAAAGAACAAGAAAAAGAGACUAUAGUUACUAAUUUAGAUAUUGCAGCACGUCUCGGUCUUGUCGUAUCUGAAAAGAACGAAGAGCUACAAUUGAAACUCAACUUGGCGACACAAGGAGAGGCGCAAGCCUAUAUGAAGCUCAAUGCGCUUGAAGAAGAGAACCGACUAUUGUAUUCGAAAGCAUCACGAAGUAACGAGCUUGCGGCGCAACUCUCAGUCAGCGAAGAACAAAUCAAAGUUCUUAAAGAACACAAGAUUUUUCUGCAGAAAGAACUAGACAUUGCCAGGAGAGAGUUGAAGAAAUUCCGAAAGGAGCUUGAUAAUCUCUCAGGACAAAUGAAUGAUAUGACAGACGAUAUGUUGGAGUCGCGCAAUAAAGUUAACACUUACGCUAAGAAGUUGGCUGACGUUGAACAACAUCUAGCCGACACUCAGGAGAUGAAUGUCAAUCUCUCCAUUCAGCUAGAAAAGGCCCUCAGUUCACAGAAGAUCUCUAGCGCGACAACCACUCAAAUUGUCAAAAUGAUACAAGCUGACCUUGGAAGGGUUGUAUUGGAGAAUGAGCAUUUACGAGCCAGCAUUAAUGAAUUGGAAACGCGACAAUUCCAAUGCGAAGGCAAAUUGAGCGAAAUGAUGGUUUCUGCACAGGAAUAUGCCCACUUAUUAGAAGAAGCCCAAGACACUAUACACUCUUUGAGUGAAAACAGGCUUGAAUCUGACAUUGAGAAUCUCGAAAUUUCGCCUGGACGCAGCCGUAAUAAUGCAGCAAAGACCAAAACUAAAGAAUCGCUCCCUCCAAUGAAAGGCACACCUUUCUCCACCGAAGUUGAACAAUCAUUAGAAAAGACUAUUGAAGAACGUCUGAAGUCACAGAUGUCUCCCAGAAUUAACAUCGGUCCGCCUGUAGAUACGAAAAAGGGACUCAAGUAUCUCUUACCCGAAAUUAAAGAGUGCGGAAAAGGGAAAGGCUCCGAGAGAAGACAAUUUAAGGGCUAUGUAGUGCACGCUUACAAUAUCCGUCAAUGA
This is a messenger RNA of Paraglomus brasilianum, 1110 nucleotides long. Lineage: Eukaryota; Fungi; Glomeromycota; Glomeromycetes; Paraglomerales; Paraglomeraceae. The record is from the annotation of a GenBank genome assembly.